Molecule: messenger RNA, 1125 nt
Organism: Schistosoma spindalis
Lineage: Eukaryota; Metazoa; Platyhelminthes; Trematoda; Strigeidida; Schistosomatidae
Source: the annotation of a GenBank genome assembly
AUGAAAGUUCCACCAGCACCACCGCUGUGCUUAGCCGCUAUAAAUAUCAAGUCAGUUACACAAAAACAUUCAAUUCAUUCUGAGGUUCAGCCUCAGAUAAGUUGGUGCCAAAUUGAUUAUGAAGUCAUUUGGAGGUCAGGAAGUGGAUGUCCAAUCACAAAAUUGUCCACUGUUAUUGAAAGCCAAAAAUUAUCAUCAGACAAUACUUUAGAUUUAAUGAAAGUUCCACCAGCACCACCGCUGUGCUUAGCCGCUAUAAAUAUCAAGUCAGUUACACAAAAACAUUCAAUUCAUUCUGAGGUUCAGCCUCAGAUAAGUUGGUGCCAAAUUGAUUAUGAAGUCAUUUGGAGGUCAGGAAGUGGAUGUCCAAUCACAAAAUUGUCCACUGUUAUUGAAAGCCAAAAAUUAUCAUCAGACAAUACUUUAGAUUUAAUGAAAGUUCCACCAGCACCACCGCUGUGCUUAGCCGCUAUAAAUAUCAAGUCAGUUACACAAAAACAUUCAAUUCAUUCUGAGGUUCAGCCUCAGAUAAGUUGGUGCCAAAUUGAUUAUGAAGUCAUUUGGAGGUCAGGAAGUGGAUGUCCAAUCACAAAAUUGUCCACUGUUAUUGAAAGCCAAAAAUUAUCAUCAGACAAUACUUUAGAUUUAAUGAAAGUUCCACCAGCACCACCGCUGUGCUUAGCCGCUAUAAAUAUCAAGUCAGUUACACAAAAACAUUCAAUUCAUUCUGAGACACAAGAUACAUGUUCUAGUCACAUUUUGAAACAUGCACUACUAGUAUUCUUAGCAUUAUUUGUCUAUAUCUCCACAGUUAAGUAUUUGUCGAAAUCGCCGAUGACCUCCAACAUAAAUCAUACAAAUGAACAACUUCCUUGUACAGAAAAUUACUCGGAGUUAAAAGAAGUUUUGAAACCGUGCGGUAAACUUCCGCCGACAAACGACAUAAAAUUGGAUCGAUCUCACUUUAAACGUAAAGUCCCAAUGAUAUUCGUCGGUAUUCAAUGUGAUAAACAUGUCAAGACGUCUUUAGAGAAGUUGAAACCAUUUUUCUGUCCUUUUAUCCGACUACCUAAAAUAUCUAAGACUUAUUUGAUGAAUUUAAGCAAUCCAACAUUCGAUAUGUAG